AUGUCUCCCAUCUAUAUUGUGGAGAUCGUGCCCCUCCCCCAAUCUAUGAUAUGUCUCCCAUCUAUAUUGUGGAGAUCGUGCCCUCCCCAAUCUAUGAUAUGUCUCCCAUCUAUAUUGUGGAGAUCGUGCCCUCCCCAAUCUAUGAUAUGUCUCCCAUCUAUAUUGUGGAGAUCGUGCCCCUCCCCAACCUAUGAUAUGUCUCCCCAUCUAUAUUGUGGAGAUCGUGCCCCUCCCCCAAUCUAUGAUAUGUCUCCCAUCUAUAUUGUGGAGAUUGUGCCCCUCCCCCAACCUAUGAUAUGUCUCCCAUCUAUAUUGUGGAGAUCGUGCCCCUCCCCAAUCUAUGAUAUGUCUCCCAUCUAUAUUGUGGAGAUUGUGCCCUCCCCAACCUAUGAUAUGUCUCCCAUCUAUAUUGUGGAGAUCGUGCCCCUCCCCCAAUCAUUGAUAUGUCUCCCAUUUAUAUUGUGGAGAUCGUGCCCCUCCCCCAAUCUAUGA
This is a messenger RNA of Acanthosepion pharaonis, 492 nucleotides long. NCBI's taxonomy places the organism in Eukaryota, Metazoa, Mollusca, Cephalopoda, Sepiida, Sepiidae. The record is from the annotation of a GenBank genome assembly.